This is a messenger RNA of Onthophagus taurus, 1021 nucleotides long. NCBI's taxonomy places the organism in Eukaryota, Metazoa, Arthropoda, Insecta, Coleoptera, Scarabaeidae. The record is from RefSeq and is a predicted model, not a curated record.
UAACUGAUCAAUAAUGAAAUUUGCUCAUUUAAAUGUUCGUUCUUUACCCGCUCAUUUUCUAAAUAUUAAGGAUUUGAUUGUCGAUGGGAACUUCGAUAUUUUUGCAAUAUCUGAAACUUGGAUUUAUACUGAGACAAUUACUUCACAAUAUUCAAUUAAUGGUUAUCAAUCCGUGUUUGCUGGUAGAUUGUGUCCUUGUAGUCACACUAAUGCAGGUUCGGGGGGUGGAGUUGGCUUUUACAUUAAAUCGACACUGAAAUAUAAUAUUUUAUUUCAAGAAAUAUCUUCCGCUAUAGAGCAUCUUUGGAUUGAACUUAUUGAUUUUCCUGUUUCCAUGGUUAUUGGUGUUGUUUACCGACCUCAUGGAGGUUUGGGUGAAUUUCUCUCGCGUUUUGAAGAUGUCCUAUCCUAUCUUGCUCCAUCUUCUGACGAACUUGUCAGCUUAGGUGAUUUCAACAUCAAUGGCUUAGAUGUUGAUGGCUUUUAUGGUAAUCGAUUUAUUCCUACCAUUGAGCAGUUUAGUCUUCACCAAGUUACAUCGAAUCCAACACGGAUCACCCGUGGUGAUUCCAGGAAAUUGUGGGGUGCCUUUCGGUCUUUAGGCAUUGGCGGUAAUAGAGCUGGUAGUAUUCCUAGCAACAUUGGUGAUGCUGAUUUGAUUAACAAUUCUUUUUUGGCCUUUCAAAUUACCAACUCUGGUGAUGCAGAGCUUAUUAAAUUCUACAACUCUAAUAUUCUGCCUCAGAACUGUACUACCAUAUCCUUUUCCUUAGCAUCGGAAGACGAAAUCUAUCGUGCGCUGCAAUCUAUUAAAACCAAUGCAGUUGGAAAUGAUGGCAUUAGCGUAAAGAUGUUACUUCUGUGUUGCCCUGUGAUUAUUCCGUAUUUGUGCCAUAUUGUCAAUCUUUGUCUGGAGCUGGGUGUCUUUCCUGAUCAAUGGAAGACUGCCUUAGUGUCUCCCAUCCCGAAAUGCAGUAACCCCUCAGGACUAAAUGAUCUUCGGCCUAUUAGCAUCUUAAAU